Messenger RNA from Psylliodes chrysocephalus, 1845 nucleotides. NCBI's taxonomy places the organism in Eukaryota, Metazoa, Arthropoda, Insecta, Coleoptera, Chrysomelidae. The record is from the annotation of a GenBank genome assembly.
AUGGCGUUAAGGUGGUUUAUGUUACAUCUACUUUUCGGUGUUGGCUUAAUGGAUACUCAGAAGCCGAAUAUCAUCGUAAUUAUGGCAGAUGAUAUGGGCUUCAAUGAUGCAGGAUUCCAUGGCAGUGAUGAAAUUCCAACUCCUAAUAUAGAUGCUUUAGCUUACAAUGGAGUAAUUUUAAAUAAGCAUUACACUCAAGCAUUGUGCACCCCAUCAAGAGCUGCUUUCCUCACUGGAAAAUAUCCCAUACAUACAGGUAUGCAACAUUUUGUGAUACUAGAGAUGGAACCUUGGGGACUACCUCUGAAUGAAACGAUAAUGCCACAACUUUUAAAACAGAACGGGUACACUACGCAUGCUGUUGGAAAGUGGAACUUGGGUUUUUUCAAAAAAGAAUAUACACCGACUUUUAGAGGAUUCGACACACAUUAUGGAUAUUGGCAAGGGUUCCACGAUUACUACACGCAUAUGAACAAAGCAUCGUGGUCAACCGAAAUUGGUUACGACUUCAGAAGAAAUCUUGAUGUCGACUACGAUGCUAAAGGCAAGUACAGUACGACGUUAUUUACUAAUGAAGCUGUGAAAUUAAUACAAGAACAUGAUACGAAUAAUCCGAUGUUUUUGUAUUUGGCCCAAAUUGCACCGCAUACUGCAAACGAGGAGGAACAACUGCAAGCACCUGAUGAAGAAAUUGCUAAAUUUGCUCACAUUAAAGACCCAGAACGACGUAUCUACGCAGCCAUGGUUUCCUUGUUGGAUCAAAGCGUUGGAACGGUGAUAGCGGCUCUACGAGAAAAGGGAAUGCUGCAAAACUCCGUGAUUCUCUUUUUUUCGGACAACGGAGCCGCAGAAUUCGGUUCAAAUUAUCCCUUUAGAGGGAAAAAAAAUACGGCAUGGGAAGGAGGUAACAGAAAUCUAGCAGCAAUAUGGAGUCCCCUCAUUCAAAAACCUCAAAGAGUUUCCAAUCAUUUGAUACAUGUCACCGACUGGUUACCAACAUUCUACUCCAUAGCUGGUUUAAAUAAAACGCAAAUUCCAAAUAUCGAUGGCCUUGAUAUGUGGGAAUCAAUUUCCAAAGACAAAGAGAGUCCAAGAACAGAAAUGGUCUACAAUAUCGAUACUAUUAGGAAGUGGGGAGCAAUCAGACAAGGUGAUUGGAAAUAUAUAUACGGCUCUACACGUACAAAAAAGAAUUCGUGGUUUGGAAAUGACGGCAAAAAAAAGGAAUAUUCUUACGACGUCGACCAAAUAUUAACUUCAAAAACAGCGACAGCCUUCGCUGGGCUAAUAGCCGACCAACAGAUUAAUGAUAAGAACUCAAACAGGAGAAAGAGAAGAGAACUUAAAAUAAUCGAUAAAAAUGAUAUUGAAACGUUAAGAACGCAAGCCACAGUUACUUGCGGGCCGUUUAAUUUUGAAGAUCAACAAGAAGAGAAUAAAUGUAAUCUUCAACUUCCGUGUUUAUUUAACAUAAAGCAAGACCCUUGCGAAAGAGUAAAUCUAGCUAAAUCUAGACCGAACAUCGUGAGAAAACUAAAAAAACUUCUUCUGGAUUACAGCAAAAACAUACUACCUGCCCUAAAUAAAGAUCGAGACCCCAGGGCGAAUCCUAUAAACUGGAAUAACACUUGGUCCAGUUGGCUAGAUUCCGAUUAUGUUGCUAGAAGUAAACUACCAAACAGUUUUAAGACUACUUCGGCGAUGAAUAUCAUUAUAAUUGUAGUUUCCUCUAUAACGAUACUUUUUAUUGGAUUUCGUUUAUCUUCUAAACUAUCUGAUACCAAAGCGAAAAAGAGAGAACAGAAACAAAAAGAUAAAACGUUCUUAAGCAAUAAUAGUGUUUAG